GUGCGCAUGCGUUAAUAAAUUUUAACGGACUCAAAUAAUCGGCGAAUUUUCAGACAAAUUAUAACUAGUUUUGUAGCUGGAGUAAACUUAUGAUACCAUUCUCAUGCCAGAAAUGGAGAUAGGCAAGCUCAAAGUUGGCGUCAACGUUGACAUUCAACGGACAGACGGCCGCAUCCACUCUGCAGUAGUUAGUGGGGUCAGUGUGGAAACGCAGAGUGUCACUGUAGAGUGGUAUGAAAAAGGAGAAACUAAAGGAAAAGAGAUUGAGUUGGAAGCUGUAUGGGCCUUGAAUCCAGAGCUACAAGAGGAAGAUGAGGAGGUCCAAGCUCCUCCAGUUCGGGAGGUCAGGUCAGCUAGGGAAAAUGAUGAAGAGUCAAAUGAGGGCAUCACUGGGGAGGAUCAGGACGAGGCAGAGGACAAUGAUGAGGGUGAGGUGCAAAACAAGGAAGAGGAGGAGGAAGAAGAAGAGGAAGAAGAAGAGAGUGAGGGUCUAAUUGACUUUGAGAAUUUAGACAGUGAUGAUGUAAUCAAUGUGAAAGAUGCAGAAAAUGAGGAGUUUGGUUCUGAGAGCCAGUUUGAGUUAGAUUUAGAUAUCAGUGAGGACUUGGACAACAUUGAGAGUGGAAGUGACAGCUUCACUCAGUACAGUGAAGAGCAGCCUGUGGGGCCACCGCUGCCUAAGCAGAAGCAGCGUCCAGCCAAGAUUGACACCAAAAGGCCAGUGGUCAGUAGACCAGCCAGAGUUGGUGCCAGACAGGUCAGAAAGAGUAACAGGGUAGCCUCAGAAUCAGUACCAAAAGAGACCCCUAGGAACAACAGUAGUAGACUUCCCUCGUCAAAGAUGUCACGUCCCAGUUAUGCACGCGCACCUUCCCAGAAUUCUCAGAACAGCCAGUUGAACAAAGUGGCCCCUCCUCCCCCUGCAGAACAGCCUCCUGCCAAGAAGCAGCCCACUGCUCAGCAAACGGCCGCCGCUGCAGCAGCGUCCCGUAGAAAAUCCAAUUGUGUCAAAGAAGUUGAGAAGAUCGAGGAGAGAAGGAAGGCACGCAGGGCUCAAGCCGUAGCAAUUAAAGAACAAAUAGAACAGGACAUUGAUACGUCACAUCCAAAUUGGGAGUUCCUUAUGAUGAUUAGAGAAUAUCAAGCAACCCUAGAUUACAGACCACUCACUGAUUCAGAUCCUAUUGAGGACCAUCAGAUUUGUGUGUGUGUGAGAAAGAGGCCUAUUAAUAAAAAAGAGCUGAAUAAGAAAGAGGUUGAUGUGGUCACAGCUCCCAACAAGCAAAAUGUUAUAGUUCAUGAGCCCAAACUCAAAGUAGAUCUCACAAAAUUCCUUGAGAACCAGAACUUUCGUUUUGACUAUGUCUUUGAUGAGAAUGCAGACAAUGAAAUGGUAUACAGGUAUACAGCUAAGCCAUUAGUGGAGUGCAUAUUUGAACAGGGUAUGGCCACUUGCUUUGCAUACGGCCAAACUGGCAGUGGGAAAACUCAUACAAUGGGAGGAGAUUUUUCUGGUAAACAGCAGGACUGUACCAAAGGAAUAUAUGCAUUUUCAGCUCGUGAUGUUUUCAAACUCCAUCAUGGAAAGUACAAGAAGCUGGACCUACUGGUGUCUUGCAGUUUCUUUGAAAUUUAUAGUGGCAAGGUGUUUGACUUGCUCAAUAAAAAACAGAAGCUACGUGUGUUGGAAGAUGGCAAGCAGCAGGUGCAGGUGGUAGGACUCAAGGAAGAGUUAGUUCAUUCUGUGGAUGAAGUCUUGAAACUUAUACAGUCAGGAAAUGUAGUCAGAACAUCUGGGCAGACGUCUGCCAACAACCAUUCCUCCAGGUCACAUGCAGUAUUUCAGAUAGUUUUGAGGAAAAAAGGAACCAAAAAGCUUCAUGGGAAAUUUUCCUUGAUUGAUUUAGCAGGUAAUGAGCGAGGAGCCGAUACCAUGAGUUCAGACAGACAAACUCGCAUGGAAGGAGCAGAAAUCAACAAAAGCUUGCUAGCCUUGAAGGAAUGUAUCCGGGCCCUGGGGCGCAAGGGGGCCCACUUGCCAUUUAGAGCCAGUAAACUUACUCAGGUUCUCAGGGAUUCCUUUAUUGGAGGGAAGUCAAGAACAUGCAUGAUUGCCAUGAUUUCCCCUGCCAUGUCUUGCUGUGAACACUCCCUGAACACCCUGAGGUAUGCAGACAGAGUGAAGGAGCUGGGACCAGGGGGCCCUGUGGAGGGGAGGCCGGCUGAUGAGAACAUUCCACCCCCUGAAGCACAGAACAAUACCCCACUGUCACCCCAGAACAGUGAUCUAGUGCUGCUAAGAACUGGAAAUGAAGCUGAGAUAUCAGAUGAGCUGCUGACGUUCCAUGAAGUGAUCAACCACAUGCAAGAGAUAGAAGAGGAGGUGAUAGAUGAUCACAAAGCUCUAUGUGAAGGUUUGGGUAAAUGGUUGAAUGAAGACAAGAAACUGCUGAAGAUGACAGAUGACGUAGAUUAUGAUGUUGAAGGUUAUGCAAGGAACUUGGACAGUUUACUUGCCAAGAGGAUUGAUGCAUUGUCAAGAUUGAGGGACAAAGUAGUAAAUUUCCGCUUAGAGCUCCAAGAAGAGGAAAAUUUGAGCAAAAACAUGAAGGGAAGAAGGCCCCCAAACAAGUGAAUAUGUGGAUGGCCACGUUGUCCGGUUACCACAAAACCUGCAUGAGGGGACUUUUUGAAUGGAAAACCUACAAUCUGCUCAUCCAACCAUCUUAGAUUACAGCAUAAUAGAAGCUUCCCUUGUUUUUCCAGUGUAAUGUAUGUGCCGUGUUGAAUGCAAGUGACUUAUCAUGAUAUAAUUUUUUUAUAUACAAAUUCAUAUAAUAUGCCAAGAAAUUAAUCUUGAGAUUGACUGCUGUGUUAUUUUGUAAUACUGAGUCUGGUAUACUGCUCCUAGUCUUGCUUAGACUGGGUGGAUUUAGUAAAAGCUAUUAGAAGCUUUGCACUUAGUCAGGUCACAUUGAAUCAGUAGGGCAUUGUUGUAGUGAACAAUUUUAAGAUACAACUCAUGUCCCAGACAAGAGAACUGUGCUCAAAAUGGCCAAAGUAGAUUUAAUAUUCAUCGUCAGAUUUCUCACGUGCUGCCAAAUAGUACACAGGUGUUUAUCUAAUAGCUGGGUUUUACCAGCCAAGGAUAAGGGGAGUGAUCUGUGGCCCACUUGAACUUGGAGGACACUGAAAGCAUUGUGUGAUAAUUGUUAUAAACUAACUGUGCUCAAAGUUGCCUCCUUGGUUGCACACAAAGCCAAGGCAUUUUCAGUAUAACUUCUUGUGUAGGUGUGGCACCAUUCCAACCUUGUGUUAUUCUUAUUCCAUCCAUGUGUUGAUCUUACAACUGCAAAACUGUGGGGAGAGACGUAUUUUGCCUUUAUAAGGGAAUGCCGGCACAAAAAAAGUCUAGUAAUAUUCUGAGGAUGUAGUUGUGAACAGAACAACUGAAUUAAUCAUGGGCCAGCAACCCAGUUUUCCAUUUAUUUAUUUAUUUUAUUAUUAUUAUUAUUUUGACAAGAAUGAACAAUGUAAUGUUUAUUAGUGGUUUAUUCACUUAUUUAUUAUACUGAGUAAUGUAAAUGGUAAUUGUACAUAAGUGUAAAAUAGGGGACUUUUUUUUUUUUUUUUUUUUUUUUUUGUAAAUAUAUGUUAAGUCAAAACUGCACAGACCAUCAGUAUUGAUUGAAGCACAGGUAAUGGUAUGUCCUAUUAUUACAUGUGGAUAGCCAAACAAUGUAGUGUCAUUACCCAACAAGAUGGAUGGGGGCUUUUCUAUUCAAUAUCACCAUUUAUAAAAUGACAGAAUGACCCAUCUUUAUCAUUAUGGAUGUGUAGGGUCUGCUGUCUUUUUCUAGUCAUCUGCACCACUGUUGUUGGGAAUAUAGUUGUUGGUGGGAGAAAUGAAUUAAGGAUUAGGCAUUUGCCUAGAUCUAAGAAUGGAUGUUUGGGUGUGGGAGGGGGUGUCCAGGUGUUUUUGCUCCUGCGAUUUACACAGAAGCUUAUGGCCACAAUUCAAUUCUGCUUAAUCAGCUGAAUCUGGUUGGCGGAUGUUACUAUUGCGAUUAGGUUUAUUCCAAAGUGUUGGCAGUGUUGAAGUUGAGCUGUGCAAGAUGGAUUUGGUAAUAAAUGCAUGAUUAAAAUAAACAUGUUUUUGAAGCUUCCAGACAUUGUUUAUUUUCUAUUGAUUUUUUCAAGACUUAAACAUUUGGGUUUUUUAUCUACAAAUUUAAUAAAAGAAAUUUGAAUGUUUUGGAUUUUUUAAUGAAGCUGACUUUUCCCUGUCAUGAAGAGAAAACUAGGCAAAUUCUGCUGAUAAAACAUUUUACUGCCUCUUGUGACCAAAUCUUUAAGAAAGUCAGAAACUUCCUGAAAAGGAAAGGCAUGUGCUGAUGCAGAACAUCUUCAUUUAUUUAGAAAUGGUAAAGGGAGCACAGGAUCCUUGUUCCAAGAAAUAAUUCCCAAAUUAAAAGCCAACAACAACCCCUUGCAUUGCACUGUAUUCCUUUUGGACCAAAAAAUAUUAAUCCUUGUGAUCUGUAACACUACAUUUAUUUUUUUUUUAUUCAAAGUACUUAAUUCAUUUUGUGGUUCAAUAAUCUUAUGUGGAGACAUACACCACCUUUGGCAGUAAAAUACUCAAUGUCCAGCUGUAGCAAGUUAUCAUUGGAGUGAAGACUACAAAAAAAUUUAUUGGCACUUUGAACUGUGUACUUCCGUUAUGUGAAAGUCUUAAAUACAGAACAAUGUAUACCAGUUUGUGUCAAUAAUAUGCAAAAAGUGCAAUAACAUCUAGUCUGCCUUUUUUAUACAUGUAAAACGGGAUAUGAUUUGGUGCCAUAAAAUAAUACAAACAACC
Messenger RNA from Lingula anatina, 4861 nucleotides. Its product is annotated as kinesin-like protein KIF2A. Gene Ontology annotation, cellular component: microtubule. NCBI's taxonomy places the organism in Eukaryota, Metazoa, Brachiopoda, Lingulata, Lingulida, Lingulidae. Gene Ontology annotation, molecular function: microtubule binding; microtubule motor activity; ATP binding. Gene Ontology annotation, biological process: microtubule-based movement; microtubule depolymerization. The record is from RefSeq and is a predicted model, not a curated record.